This is a messenger RNA of Odocoileus virginianus texanus, 882 nucleotides long. RefSeq names its product NADH:ubiquinone oxidoreductase complex assembly factor 4 (gene NDUFAF4). Lineage: Eukaryota; Metazoa; Chordata; Mammalia; Artiodactyla; Cervidae. The record is from RefSeq and is a predicted model, not a curated record. Gene Ontology annotation, biological process: mitochondrial respiratory chain complex I assembly. Gene Ontology annotation, cellular component: mitochondrion.
UGCGCCGGUGUGUCCCGGAGGUCGCCCGCGCCGCAGUUUAACCACGUGUGGUGUAACUUAGGGCAUCAUGUUGUGAAGAGAUGGGGGCUGCGGUGGCUCGCGCGGUCAGGAAUUUCAACCUAGAGAACCGGGCGGAGCGGGAAAUCAGCAGAAUGAAGCCUUCCCCCGCUCCCAGGCACCCCUCCACCAAGAACCUCCUGCGAGAGCAGAUGAGCAGCCAUCCAGAAAUUAAGGGAGAAAUUGAUAGAAAAGAUGACAAACUGCUGUCAUUACUAAAAGAUGUGUAUGUUGAUUCCCAAGAUCCCGUGUCUUCUUUGCAGGUAAAGGAUGCCGGAACACAUCAGAAGCCGAAGGAGUUCAGGUUGCCGAAAGACCAUCAGUUCGACAUGAUGAAUGUUGAGAACAUUCCUAAAGGCAAAAUUUCCGUUGUAGAGGCAUUGACACUUCUCAAUAAACAUAAACUUUAUCCAGACACGUGGACUGCUAAGAAAAUAGCUGAAGAGUACCAUCUAGAACAGCAAGAUGUAAAUUCCCUUCUCAAAUAUUUUGUUACUUUUGAAGUAAAAAUCUUCCCCCCUGGAGACAAGAAAGCAAUACAAUCAAAAUGAAGAGAAUCUUGACAGGACUUUUCCUGUCCUUGUCCAAAUGCCCUGUUUAUUUUCCUCAUGUGUAGCAUGUUAAAUUAUAUAAAUUACCAAUUGUGUUGAGUUCCCCUCUGGUGAGAGCUUGCUAUUUAUGAACUCUCUUGAAUUUUCAGGAUGCCUGAUAGGAUUGAUUUUUCUCUUUUAAACUUUGGUUUAGUUUGUGUUCUUAUGUAAUAUCAGCGUGACUAAUCACAUGUAUAAAUUUACUGUAAAUAAAAGUUACUGUAUUUUAAGCAAA